AAUGAGUCACAACCACCACAACUCCCACAUCAAUAACAGUUGAGUCAAGAUGGCGGCCGAGGGCGAGUACGAGUCGAUCCUGUGCAUGAAACCCGAUGUCAACGUUUAUCGCAUCCCGCCGCGAGCUUCUAACCGCGCAUACAGGGCAGCUGACUGGAAGCUGGAUACUCCAGACUGGACUGGUCGAAUGAGGGUCACCGCCAAGGGCCAAGUGGCAUAUGUCAAACUGGAGGACAAGGUCUCAGGGGAGCUGUUUGCCCAGGCACCACUAAGGGAGUAUCCCGGCGUUGCGUUGGAAACGGUCAGCGACUCCAGCCGAUACUUUGUUCUGCGGAUAGAGGAUGACAACGGUCGCAGUGCUUUCAUAGGAGUUGGCUUCGGGGACCGAGGGGACGCUUUCGAUUUUAACGUGGCCUUGCAAGACCAUUUCAAAUGGGUGAAACAGGACACUGAAUUCAGUAAAAGCGCCCAGCUCGGGGAUUCAGGACCAAAACUGGACUUGGGCUUUAAAGAGGGACAGACCAUCACACUCAACAUAGGGCAAGGUAAAAAGAGGGAUAAGCCCCGCCCACAAGGCGCAGGUGGGUUUGGACUGCUCCCACCACCACCUGGAGGAAAGAUAGCCCCUCCUCCUUCGUCAGGCUCAUCCAAUCACAACAUAGAAACAGACUGCCUGUUGGAGCUGGACAGUAGUAACUCUAACACUGUGGUUCAGUCAAACGCUAGUUCAGAUCUUUGGGGAGACUUCUCUGCUCCGGCAAGUUUAUGUGUUCCCAGCUCCGUUCCACAACAAUCCCAACCACAGAACUCCGGAAACUGGAUCCAGUUUUGAGUCGUCGCCGGCUGUUCCGCCCGUUUUGAUUUCCAUCUCACCUGCAUCUGUGUCCGUAGCUUCCCGUGCAUCACACUGAGACUAACUCCCACUCACUGAUCCCAAAGCAGCAGGGACGUGAACCUUCACAGAGCUGUAAAAGCAACUCGCGACAUCAUUUCAUUCAGGAAGAAUUCAAGAGUCCUUUCAAAUUUUCUUGACAGGAAAUGAAGCACUAAUCUCUUUUAAAGCCAUUAAAUGAAAUGAGCCAUUUCCCCAAAAAAAUAUUUAAGGGCUAUGUGUGACGUCCUGAGAAGCAGGUGUUCCUCUUUUAUGUGUCUGCAUCACCUCCCCCGGGAGAUGGCUGUCUGAGCAGAGCUUUAUCUUUGAUGCUUUUCUCAGUGCAACGGCUCCCUCUGCAGCCACUGCAGAGUGCUACAUCUCAGUAACCUGCUGUGAGUAAAUGAGCUGCAAAGCUCUGCUUAAGUGAAGGCUACUUUAACUGUAAGACAGUUUCUUUUCAAAUGAAAUUGGGAUUUCAUCAUUUUCAUGAUUAUAAUUUAGAAAUUACAGCAUCAGUCUGUCUAACUUAUUUUAAAUAUGAGUCCUGAAGAAUGGUUGAAGACUAGGGUUGGGUACCGAAACCCGGUUCCUACGCAACCGGUAGGUCGGACCGGAAUGGAACGCAAAUUUCGGUUCCACUUAAUGGGUCGACUGAAAUAUUUUCCCUCUGUCGCUCUGAAACGGACAUAAAAAUAUCACACUUUCUCUGUAGUCUACCGUUUGCUAGCCACCGUAAAUGUAGGCUACUUUUAAAAUGCCAUAUUUCCCCUCUGGGCUCACCAAAACAGACGAAAAAGCAUAUUACGGCUACCGCAUCUAUAAAAGAGCCUUUCUUUAAUGUCAUUUUUCAGUUUUUCAAGAAUCUGUUUAGGAAUCAGAAUCGUUUUAAAAGUACCGGUUCGGCAUCCGAAUCGUAAAAAUCCAAACGAUACCCAACCCUAUUGAAGACACAUAAUACUAGGGUUUUUUGACGAAACGGGGGAUUAAAUGACUCGUCCCCCAUCCCCACACUGAUGCAGGGAGCGGUACUGCCUUGUCCACGCGUCUCAAAAUGUAUGUAUUUAAAACGACUACUGUUUGUCUAAAGCGUGGCUUCAUUAUAUAAUAAUGCAAGUGAAUUUAAAGGUGCGACUUCGAAAUGUUCAGAUUAGCUUUGCUUUAUGGGAUAUGAAAGUGAAAUUGUCAAGAUUUCAAAUGAAUGCAGAGGCAACCCUCUGCUCGAAUUGGAGUUUCUCAGUUGUUUUUCAGCCAAGGACCCAUGAUACAGGACAGAGAACGUAGCAGGGACCCCCUCAUGUAUGUCCCUCUAAAUAAUUUGACGCAGCUUAUUUUUUUUUUUUACACUUCUAUAUUCUUAGUUAUGUGAAAUAACAACACAAGAGAAAUAUAUUAGACCUGUGUUAAAUAUUAUUUGCACCAUCUCAACACAGAAUACCCACCGAUUGACAUCAAUUCAGUUAGCUGCAAGUAACGCUGUCCCUCAACAAAAUAUCAAAGGCAAAUCAAGAGAAAAGGGCUAAUUUAAAGUGCAUUUCAGAACAAAUGGUAUUCGUUGGACUAUGAAGCCUUUUGUUAAAAAAAAAAAAAAAAAAAA
Messenger RNA from Perca fluviatilis (European perch), 2468 nucleotides. It is a transcript of the gene necap1, whose product is annotated as NECAP endocytosis associated 1. NCBI's taxonomy places the organism in Eukaryota, Metazoa, Chordata, Actinopteri, Perciformes, Percidae. The transcript is spliced from 8 exons. The coding region runs from base 50 to 832 and encodes 260 amino acids. Gene Ontology annotation, biological process: endocytosis. Gene Ontology annotation, cellular component: membrane; clathrin vesicle coat. The record is from RefSeq and is a predicted model, not a curated record.